Messenger RNA from Cydia amplana, 1944 nucleotides. RefSeq names its product protein bric-a-brac 2-like. The record is from RefSeq and is a predicted model, not a curated record. Gene Ontology annotation, biological process: regulation of transcription by RNA polymerase II. Bases 351 to 1910 code for a protein of 519 amino acids. Gene Ontology annotation, molecular function: protein binding. Gene Ontology annotation, cellular component: nucleus. The transcript has 9 exons. NCBI's taxonomy places the organism in Eukaryota, Metazoa, Arthropoda, Insecta, Lepidoptera, Tortricidae.
AAGUAUAGAGUAAAGUGCACGCCAGCAACAGCAAAUUACAAAUGGCGGCCGCGUGACGGAUGAGGUAGACGGGAGGAUGGAUGCACUUGCAAUGUUUUAAUUAGUGUAAAAUUGCAGUGUUUACGCACACUACACUAGCCAGGAUUAUGGUAAGUCUACAAUCAGCAAGUGGCAGUAUUCAAACAAUAUUUCUAGUCUAAAAAGUUUCUACGAAAAAAAGAGUGAAAAAGUAUUAAAAUUGUACUUAAUUAUAUUUAUAUAUUUUACAAAAAUCUGUGCAAUUUUUACAAGUGUUUGCCAAAGAGAAUGGUGUUAGUUUUUAGUUUAUGAUUGUCUGUGGAGUUUCGUAAAUGGAACAGAAGAUGGCGCUGCCGCCGCAACAGUUCUGCGUCAGGUGGAACUCCUACCACACCAACUUACAGGCGGUAUUCCCCCGACUGCUUCUCACCGAGCAAUUCGCUGACGUCACGCUCGCGUGUGAAUCCCGACAGCUGCGAUGCCACAAGCUAGUGCUCUCCGCCUGCUCCGCCUACCUGGAGCGACUCCUGCUGAACAACCCCUGCAAGCACCCCAUAGUGCUCAUGAGGGAUAUGAGGUUCAGUGAAAUGCAAGCCUUGGUGGACUUCAUGUAUAAGGGAGAGGUGAAUGUGACCCAAGAGGAACUGCCGAGCCUUCUGAAGAGUGCAGAGGCGCUGCAGAUCCGGGGCUUAUGUUCGAGCGAUAGCAGUGGCUUGGCAUCCGAGCUGAACAAGCCAGAGCGAGACAGCAAAGACUACACCGUCGCCACCGAGGCCCUAGUCGCGCACGCGCAACGAGAAGCUACCACCAAUGGUCCCCCCGCCCCCCCUCAGCCACAAACCCCCACCAACGGCCCGAUCCACACCAAGAAACGCAAGCAAGAUGAAACAGAAGUCAAAGAGGAAACUGUCGAAGAGGACGGGCUUUACUACGGCGAGUUGGACCACGAGAACAUGGAAUACAAUGAGGACGAGGAAUCAGGCAAACCCGGCAGCAGUUUAGGACAACCCUCAGGUCGCCAAAACUACCUCCGCGUAAAACCCGAAAGCGAGCUAUUCUUCCAAACGAAGCUCCAAAACCUAGCCAAAGCAAACUCAGAGUACAUCAACAGACUCUCCAAAAUGAACGCAACAGAAAUACGACAGGAAUUCACCAAAUACGGCUUCCAAGAGGAACAGAAGGACAAAACCGAAAACGAUUAUUACAAGUCCUGGCUGGAGCAGAACGGGGAAUUAGAAGUGUCUCUCCUCAAAUGCGGCCAGAAAAAGCCGAAGCCAGAUUUCAAAAACCAAAAAUCUGAAGUGGAACUGAUUCCUAAACCGAAAGAAGCGAAAGAUUUCCCUAAGAUUCUUGAGAAACAGAUCCGCAGAAGAGGUCGGCCUCCGAUUUUUAAAGACAGGAACGUUGAUAUAGGGGAGACUGUACUGAAGUCGGAUUUGGAUCAGUUUUUAGAAGGGAAAGAAAUAAGUUCGUCCGGUUUGUCUCGGAAGGAUUUGGAGAGGGUGAUGAUGGGAAAGUUUAAUCCGAACCGGCGGUAUUCGAAUGAGGCCAUGUGGGCUGCGCUUAUGGAUGUCAAGAAAGGAGGGAGUAUUUAUAGGGCCGCACAGACCCACAAAGUUCCCCGCAAGUCCCUCCGCAACUGGAUGAAGCGGUGCCACAUUAAGUCCUCCUUCCCCAUGCCGCAGCAGCUCAAGCAGUUCGUGGAAAACAGCAAGAAGCAGAAGGAAGAAAAAUUCGAGUUCCCUCUAGAAAAAUUCGAAGAGGCGAAGAGUGGGGAGGAAUAUGAAGAGACGGAUUUUGGAAAGCAUUUUUUGAGCUUUCCAGGGGUCUCUAGUGAUGAUGAUAGGGAGAAGAAAGAUGAUUCUGCUAUUGACAUGACGGUGCAUGAGUAGGAUAGCUAUAGGCAGUCAAAAUAUUGCUAGAUUC